Messenger RNA from Paramecium pentaurelia, 645 nucleotides. The record is from the annotation of a GenBank genome assembly. NCBI's taxonomy places the organism in Eukaryota, Ciliophora, Oligohymenophorea, Peniculida, Parameciidae.
AUGAUCUAAGGAUUAAUUAGCAUUAUGUUGUAAAGGUAGGAUUAUAAUUUAAUUUGUUAGCUGGGAGUCUAAUUGCAAGGUCAAAAAUUAAGUUGACUAGUAUAAUGAAGCUAUAUUUAGGCAGUUAAAGCCUUGAAAAUUGAUCCAAAACAUUUCAAUUCAUUAUAUAAAAAAUAAAGUUAUUUUGAUAAAAUUUUAUAGCUGAAAGUCUAAGUAUCCUUGACCAAUAUAACGAAACCAUUAUAUGGUUAGAUAAAGCUUUGUAGAUUGAUUCAAAGCAUUGCAAUUCCUUAUCAGCUAAAAGUACUGAUUUUUCAGAAAUUUAUAGAUAUUUCACUAUAAUUCAAUAUAUUAGUAUUAAUUUAAAAAAUGUUAAAAAUUAUGAAGAAGCCAUAACUGUAAUUGAUAAAUCCCUUUAAGUAAAUCCCAAUCAUUUAGUUUCAUUAUGGUAAAAAUUUUAGAAAAUUUUCAAUAUAUUUAGGUAAGUUACUAUAAGAAUAGAAUUAUUAUUAAUAAGCCUUGAUGUAUUAUGGUAAGGCAUUAAAGCUAAAAAAAAAUCAUUAGCGGCCCAAAGAUAGGAAGAGUAAUAUGAUAUGAUAUUAUUAACAUUAAGAUAGAUACCUUGAUGCCUUGAAAAAGAAAUGA